AUGCUCUGAUAAUAAGAAAUGUGAGAACUGACAUAGAGAGAAAUGUAACAUGUAACGCAGAAAACACCUUGACAGAUAGUGUGGGAAAGAGUGUUGUCGGGACUACACUUGUAACCGUUUCAAUGGAAGUGCUAUACCCGCCUGAUGUUCAACGUCUCCAGAACCAAACCGUGCUACUGAACAAUUCUCUCACAGUUGUGUGCAAUUUGACUCGUGUUGGUAAUCCACCAGCCUCAAACUAUUCAUGGAUAAGGAAGGACAUUGGCAGAGUGAUGGGUACUGGAAAAACACUUAUAAUAAACAACAUUAGAUUGACAGAUGAAGGGGAAUACCAGUGCAAUGCUAAUAACAGAAUGCAGCCAAUAACUAACGACGUUCUAUACGGAUUAAGUCAGUCGACAGUCUAUAUAAAUGCUGAAUACGGAGCAUAUGUACGGGAAUUCAAAUCAAAUCAAUCACACAAUAGCAUCGCUGUUAACCAGGGUGAGACAGUAGAUCUGUUGUGUGUUGCAGAUGGUGACCCUGAGCCUGUGCUUCGUGUAAUGAAUACUACCCGUGGAAAUGAAAGCAUCUUGAUUGAAAUAAAAGGACGUGAAGCUAAAUAUCGCAUUCAACAAGCACAAUGCGAAUAUGAUACUGGAAACUACACAUGCUUGGCUGAUAAUCGUUAUAACGAAGGGAGACAGUUAUUUGCUCUUUUAGUUUACUGCAAGUGUAUCUUAUUAAACUAAAUAGU
Messenger RNA from Dreissena polymorpha, 736 nucleotides. RefSeq names its product myelin-associated glycoprotein-like. Gene Ontology annotation, cellular component: plasma membrane; cell-cell junction. The coding region runs from base 123 to 731 and encodes 202 amino acids. The record is from RefSeq and is a predicted model, not a curated record. The transcript has 3 exons. Gene Ontology annotation, biological process: axon guidance; cell-cell adhesion. NCBI's taxonomy places the organism in Eukaryota, Metazoa, Mollusca, Bivalvia, Myida, Dreissenidae. Gene Ontology annotation, molecular function: cell adhesion molecule binding.